UGAUUAUUCUCAAUUCAAUGAACAAAAACAUGACGUCCGAUCUCGGUUCUGAUGCAAAUUUACAUUAUUCUUAUUCUUCCAGACCAAAAACAACAAAACAUGGGGAUUUACGUGAACGCCCCUGUUGUCCAACGUUACAAAUUGUACCCGACCGUGAUACCGAUUCCGCCAGUUUCGAUGGGUGAUUCUACACCACCGACCCCAUCGGUGGCCCCACUUCAGAGCCCUAUGGCUAAUCUAAUGUCGAUCACCGAGACCCUACCGCCUGGUAGCCCACGCAACGGCCCCAGCCCUCCGGGACCACCACCACCACGAACGGCUUCCCGAGGCUCUCAGCAUUCGCCAAACAGUUCCGGUUCGUCCAGUGGUCGACGGUCGUCCGGUUCGCGGCACGUGUCCAGCACAACCGUCACAUCCACCGAAGCCCAACAGUCUAACUCGGGCGGAGCUACCACUCCGAACGGAAGCGGUCCCAACGGAAAUGCCGGAACCCCACCUGUAACGCUAGGUCCCCUCGGAGCGCCUUCCAUCGCGCAAGGUCAGCCACAACAGCAACAGCCACAGCCCGGUUCGCAACCGCCACCAGAUGGCGUUGCCGGACCAGCCGGAGCGCCCGGUCCCGGUGGACCUGGUGGCCCCGUUGGACCAGGACCAGCCGGACCCGGAGCGCCGCCAGGAAUCAACGGACCUACGCCGAAUAGCGCGCCCGGUGGACCUGCCCCUGCUCCCGCACCGAAUCCCACGCUCAAGUGUACCCUCUGCCAGGAACGGUUGGAAGACACCCACUUCGUGCAGUGUCCCUCGGUCGGGCACCACAAGUUCUGCUUCCCCUGUAGCCGCGAGAGCAUCAAGCGACAGGGCUCUGGCGCCGAGGUGUACUGCCCGAGUGGCGAGAAGUGCCCGCUGGCCAACUCGACGAUACCGUGGGCCUUCAUGCAGGGCGAAAUUGCCACCAUCCUGGGCGAAGAGCUGAAGGUGAAAAAGGAACGCGAAACGUAGAGCCAUCAGGUGCAUCGGCACGAUGUUGGAAAUUCUACCGUUGCUACUAGCGGUGGCGAGUCGGUGACGUCCUCCUACCGUUAUUUGUACUAUAAUAAUAAUAGCAGCAUCAGCAGCAGCAGCAGCAGUACUAACAACAACAACAACAAUAGUAUCGACCUCUAUCAACAGGGUGCGACUACUGGUGCUCCGCCCCAGCAGCAUGUGUACUAUCGUCAGCAGUUGCAACAACCGUCUGACCAGUUGGUAGUGGCCGCAUCCAGUUAUUCCGCUGCUCAUCAUCAGCCUUCAGCACAAUCCAUUGUUUGGGAGUUUGGCAAUGCCGGGACUCAUCGUGAAUUUGAGUGAGGAUGGAAUUUUAGUGCCCCUGUCGUUUGUGGGGGCAGCAGCGGAGAACGGCUGAGCUUUCGCAACGAAAGCUUGGCCAGUUCUCAACAUUACUGUUUUUUUUUAAUAGGAAUAGGGAGAGAAUCUCUUCAGGAUUUUGGUACGAAACUCUUAGUGAUUCUUGUACGACGAAGAAUUACGACAAGUUUUGUAUGGAUACCGCUUUUUGGGAUACAAGUAAACAAAAAUACAAUUGUUGUACAUAAUCAAAAUAGAAUAAGCUGAAACAAUAGAAACACAAUAGUUUGGAGAGAAAAUUGUGAGAAGAAUUUUCUUUUUUGGUAAUAUCUCGUUAAAAUUCCAUCUCACGUAUGGAGCGGGAUUGAAAAUCACGCAAACUACCUUAUUCAUUUGUAUGUUUCUUUGUUUCUUAAGAAAUGUUGCAUCGAUGGUAAUGCGAUAAGGAUAACUAGUAUCAUAACCGAGAAAGUGAACGUGGAAUAAGAAUUCUUAGUGAGAAUCAAUUACAGCUAGCAGUGAACGUUGAGAGCGCGAAACAAUGUGAAUAAUCGAUUUAAGAGAGAAUACGCAAACAAAUAUACACACAUGCACUUACGUUAGGGACAAGCAGAAAAUGGGGAGUAAAUCCUUUACAAUUGAUAUGUUUGUUUUACGGAAAGAUUUUUUAAUUAGUUAAGAAUUCUAUAUUUUAACGUGCCCGUGGGGACACGCGAGAAUAAUAACCACAAACAAAUCCUUACACAAUAGCCAGAAAAUAAACCGUUGCUAACGUAUAUAUUAACGUAUAGAAGCCAGUUUAUAAGGUGAAUUUCGCGUAGUUAUAGUUCAACAUGAGAAAACAUCUUUUUUUUUUUUUGUAUAAAGAAACUUUGAAACGCAAGAAGUGAAGCAAAUCAAAUAACUCUAUUUUAAGAGUUGACUUAUUUAAUUUUUUUAAUGCUAUUAUCAUUAUUCUUACUUUAAAAACAAAACACAACCAUAUAUUUAUGAUUAUUGGUAUAGUUUUCUUCCUUUUUUAAACGAACUACCUGUACAUAGCCGAGAGGAUCUAGUGUGUAGCGCGAAAGCGAAGAGCGAAAAUGUGGAACAUUAUUUGUUUUUUAAUUUAACAAUUUUAAAUGGAUGAAAAGAAAUGUGAAGAAAACAUGUUAAAGCGAAGAGAAAUGUUCGUAAAUACAGAUGAAAACUAUUGGUCUUACAAA
Messenger RNA from Aedes albopictus (Asian tiger mosquito), 2549 nucleotides. RefSeq names its product probable E3 ubiquitin-protein ligase IRF2BPL. Gene Ontology annotation, molecular function: transcription corepressor activity. The transcript has 4 exons. Gene Ontology annotation, cellular component: nucleus. Lineage: Eukaryota; Metazoa; Arthropoda; Insecta; Diptera; Culicidae. The record is from RefSeq and is a predicted model, not a curated record. Gene Ontology annotation, biological process: regulation of transcription by RNA polymerase II. Bases 52 to 999 code for a protein of 315 amino acids.